GAUGAAGAGAAGUAACCAGGGGGCUAGAUAAAGAAGUGGGAGGACCUUCUUGUGAAGAAAGAAGAGAAGAAAGAGGGCCAAAUCACAAAGUGCAGAUGAGAGGAGGGGAACAAAAUCCCUAGGCGCUGGAGGGAUCCGAUCGGGCCUGGCACACAUCUCUCUCCCCCAACCUCCUUCUCCACCUCCGGCCGCCGCCACGGCCAGGCCGGCAUGGUGGUGCGCCAACCAGCGCCAUCCAUCCACCAGCAGCACCAUCACCUCCCAGCCAUCCACACAGCCAGUGCCAUCAAUCAUCUCCACCUUCACCCAGCACCUCCGCAUCUCCACUUCACCACCACGACAUCAAACACCACCACCGUGCCUCCACAGCACCCAGCGCCACCACUCUCAAUAUCCUGCUGCUCCUAACCUUCUUCUUUCCCCAAUCUCGUUGCUGCUCCUAACCUUCCCCGCGCCACCUGCUGCUGCUCUUCUCUGAACCCCGUGCUGCCGCCCUUCUUCUCUUCCUACUGUUACUACUCCAUCUCCAGCGCCCCUUGCUGCUGUUGCCUCAACCUGCUGCCCUUCUCUUUAGCUGCUGCUCUUUGUUCUUCUCUGAAUCCCGUACUGCUGCUGCUCCUUUCUCCAUGCCCCAGUUGCUGCUUCUUCUUUCUCUAAUCUCCUGCUGCCAUCUCUCUUUCUCCUUCUCUUCUCUGAAUUUUUCUGUAGUUUAUGACGUGUAGUCUGUAAAAUUCAGAUUCUAAGAGUACUUGCUUCCUGUACUAGUUACUUCUACUGUCUAUUUUUAGUUGUUCAAUACUACUCUGUUGAUCUGUGAUACUAGUCAAGUGGCUUGUUUAAUUUGUUUACUUGUGUAACCUGAAUCAUGGUGUAGUACUCUGUUCGCAUAUGUGUGCUUAUGUGUGUUCUGUAGUCCCUGUGUUAGUUACGUUCAUGUGAAUAUAUAUAUGUUUGUGUUGUGAUAUAUUUCUGUCUCUGUAAUAGCAUUCUUUCUUCCCCUUUGUUACUUGUAUGAUAGUAAUAUAUGUGUUCGUGUCCCAUUGCUUCCCUUUAUGUUAGUGUUUUAGCGUCUCUAGUAAAACAAAAUUACCAAAGAAAGUUAGUAAAAUCUGAAUCUACCUUUGCUUAUACGCAUUUUCAUUGGCGACAAUCUUCAUAGUUUAGGUUUAUUUUGUGUUCCCAUCAUCUGAAUUGUAUUACCUAGCUUUAGUCGAGCGUAGCCGCUGAUUUCCUAGUCCCUUUGGAGAACACGACAUCCGUAGUUUGGGGCGUAAAAACCCCGCUGUACUAUCAAUUGAUCAUUUUGGCGCCAUUGCUGGGGACUAGCGUCGAGCGUUUGUGUGAGGCUUUAGACUAGGUUUAGCUUGUUUACCUUUUGUGCUUUAUAUAUAUGUGAUAUAUAUCUAACCCCUAAACCUUAUUCCAGUUAUUUUCUCUUUCUUUGCUUUGUCAUUCUGCAGGUUAUUGCAUCUUCUCAGAUAUGGCUUACUAUUCAGAUCAUCAUGCUUAUGCGAGCAACAGUACAAACAGCACGGAAACUAUUCAAGACUUGAUAAGUAAGAUUUCCCAUCAGUUAGAUGAUUUAGCUCGGCAGCGAGGGCCAUUCACCCGCUGAAUGUCAGCGUGGUUACUCUCAUCCUCCGGAUUGUUUUGGUAUGAACUUUUCUCAACAGCAUGGCUCAUGCCAAAACAAUUACUCAUAUGGGUGGCCUGGAAACCAUAAUAUAUCAUAUAGGAAUAACAACCCUGAGAUCUCAUUGUUUGCCUCUAGUUAUCCAAUGCAGGGAUUUAGGUAUGAAGAGGAGAGCCACAACUAUGCUCCACAACAGUCUUAUUCAGCUCCUAUUCAUAUACCUCAGCACCAGGAGAUGUUGCCAAUGGAGUUAAAUGGUCCUCCAUUUGGUCAACCAACACCUUCAACACAAGUGCCCACUCAAGAUGAGUUCGAUGACAUAGACAAGCUCACACUUUUGAGUCUCGAGUUCACUUGGAGUGCCGAGGAUGAUCCUAUUAGGAAGGUUAUACUAGAUGAAAUGAAGAAGAUCAAGAGUGGGAAUGAGCUAGUGGAAGAAGUAAAGAAGAUUGAGAAGAACAUCAACGCUGGCAGUACUAUUUCUUCACAGCUUGAGUUGAGUAAUUCUGGAAUUCCCCUUGAUACAUGUGAGGUUCCAAUACCGUCACAUCCAGCUGAGCACGAUAGCAAGUGCCUUGAGCAUGAGAUACCUCAGAUUGAAGAAGAUGAACUAGAAGACAAGGAACAAGAUGAUCAAGAGCUGCAAUUACCAAGUGAUCAAGUUGGAGACUCAUCAUUUACUACUCUCGAAGAAGUACAAGAAGUUGUUGUAGAUGAAGAUGAAGAACCUGAGAUCCAUUGGCCUAUUGUCAUACAUGAGCGUGAUGUGUCAGGUUUACCCAAUCCUCUUGAUGACAUGAUGCCUUGUGAUUUCUUUGCUUCUACCUUGCAUUGCAUGAUGCCAUCUGUUAAAGUAGAUUUGAAAAACUAUUUGCUUGGACAUGAUCAUACAUACCCUGUUAGUGGCAUUGCUCAUAUCUCUGUUCAUGAUACUUAUGUUCCUGAUGCUAUACCCAUGCUUAAUGAAACGUGUGAUUCUAAUACUAGCAUUGAGCUUACUGAUUUGUACCAUCCUAAACAUGUGCUUUAUAGCUAUGCUUAUGUAAUUGGGUACUCUAUUGAUGAUUUAGAGGGCAUUACCCCUGUCACUUGUAUCGCCUCCUUGCUUGAGUGCUCUUUCAGGUUGUUGCUUGUGCAUGAUCCACUACGUGCUGACCAAGUUUGAGAUGACAUUCCCUGGGACCCCGGUGGACCCAUGGCAUGGGGAUGAGGAGAAGCAAUGAGCACACAUGAAGAGAGAAGCUGGAGUAGGCAUGAGGAUAGAGAAGCAAAAAGAGAAGAGUUGCAGCUUAGAGAGUGAUCAAGCGAGUGCUACUUCAUAGCGCCCGGUGAGCUGUUUCAUGACCCAUUCUGAGUAUAGCAUCCAUUGAUACAUGCUGAAAUAAAAUGUUAUUUGGGUUGCUUAAGCCAUGUCUUAAAUGUUGCCCCACUGAAUUUUAUUUGACAUAUGGUGCUUGAUGAGAAUAUGCGAACUAAUUGUUGAAUGCCAUGUAAACUAGUGAUCUACAUAUUGCUUGCUUUGCUGAAAUUAGUGAAAGUUAUUAGUUUUGAGUUCUCAAAUCCCUAGUACACUAGAAAACUUAAUCAUUUUCUGCUUUUACCUCAAUAUACCUAGAUCACCAUGUUUAGAUGUUGAAUUUGUGCCAAGUGUGUUCCUUUUGAGAGCAAUCACCUAACCACUAUGGAUUAGCAUGUUAUGUUCCCUGGAUCGGUAGCAUGUGAACCAGACAUGGAGAAGUGAAGAUUCCUUUUUUUGUGCUUAUGUGUUGUUCAUUCAUAAAAAGCAUUAUCUUAUAAUGAAUAAUUAUCUGAUCUACCUAACAGUAGCAUGUCAUGUUCCCUGGAUCGGUGGCUUGUGAAAUCUGGUUGGAUCGGAUAGGAGUAAAUUAUAUUAUAAAAAUGUAAUUGUAGAACCAGGUGUAUACCAUGUUCUCGGGAUCGGUGGUAUGUUACUUUGGGGAGACAGACAAAAAAAACUAAUAAUUGGUUGAGCCAGGUGUAUACCAUGUUCUCGGGAUCGGUGGUAUGUUCCUUUGGUAAGGUCAAUAAAAUAUUAUCAUUGCUUCCUUCAAAUUCAGUAAGUGGUUCAACCACAAUGUUCCUGGUAAUAAGUGAUCAAAUCACAAGUUUAAGUUCUUUUUAUUUUUUUGGAUCGUGCUCUCUUUAGGAACCAUUUGGCGCAGUCAUCAUUUAAACUUGUUGAUCCUCUUUUAUCAUUGUAAAAGUUUAAAAUGGUCAUGCUUACUAGUAUCCUACUGCUUUGUAGCACUCUUAACCAUCAAUUUUCACUAGCUAAGUCCAAAAGCAUGCAUUGUUUAGAGAUCUGCUUCACUUGGACAUUCUUUACUCAGUUCACUAUUCACAUUCUUGCUCUUGUCAUAUGCCUUUGCUUGAGGACAAGCAAAGAUUUAAGUGUGGGGGAACUUGAUAAGUAUAUUUCACAUAUAUAAUUUUGGUACUCAAAUAUAGCAUCUAUCGUGACAUAUUCGUCCAUUCUUGCCAUGAUUGAUUGAAUAUUGCUUGAUAAUCAUCAAAAAGGAUCAUUUACUAGUCUUUGGUCUAUCUUGCAGAAAUGUGCGCAAAGGCACUAAUAAUCGUCAAGAUUCCGUCUAUGUGGCUAUCGAGAAGAGUGAAGAAGAGAAGAGAAGGAAGAAGAGACUUGUGUGAUAUGAAGAGAAGUAACCAGGGGGCUAGAUAAAGAAGUGGGAGGACCUUCUUGUGAAGAAAGAAGAGAAGAAAGAUGGCCAAAUCACAAAGUGCAGAUGAGAGGAGGGGAACAAAAUCCCUAGGCGCUGGAGGGAUCCGAUCGGGCCUGGCACACAUCUCUCUCCCCCAACCUCCUUCUCCACCUCCGGCCGCCGCCACGGCGACGCCGGCGUGGUGGUGCGCCAACCAGCGCCAUCCAUCCACCAGCAGCACCAUCACCUCCCAGCCAUCCACGCAGCCAGUGCCAUCCAUCAUCUCCACCUUCACCCAGCACCAUCAUUAACCCUGAUGUUUGUUUCCCCUUGUGCCUAGGUGCUAGUUCAACAACGAACAUGGGAAGUGUUAGCAUACAUCAAACUGUGAGACUACAUAUAAGGAAGCAUGCAACUGUAACUUAACUCGAGCAACUACCUUGUUGUUAUUGAAGAUCACAAGGUUCAUCUAAUCUUGCCUACUCGUCUUGUGUUAAGAGUGCUUCGGAAGCAGUUUCAGGUGGCAAGGGACCUUGGGAACUUGCCACUAGCAGAGUUGCCAAACGAGUAACUCAUGUAGAUGUUGGUACUAUGGAAAAAGGAGAUGUAACAACUAGGGUUGUGGUUCCUUGUUUGGUGGCAGUUAUUCGUUUGUGUUUGAA
Triticum aestivum (bread wheat) is the source of this 4973-nucleotide messenger RNA. RefSeq lists its product as uncharacterized. The record is from RefSeq and is a predicted model, not a curated record. Bases 1656 to 2798 code for a protein of 380 amino acids. The transcript is spliced from 2 exons. Lineage: Eukaryota; Viridiplantae; Streptophyta; Magnoliopsida; Poales; Poaceae.